CGCAUGACACAAGCAACUGUUGGCUGACGGUGAAGUAGAGAAGUGCCACUAACCAAAUUUAGCCUAGUUUGCCAGUUUAUUUACUCUCCAGGGUCAGCCUCUAGCCGAAAAUGCUCUCUAAUCGGGCGCGAAAGCUGCUGAAAUACUCUCUGAUUGGGGGGGCUUUGGCCAGCACAGCCCUGAGCUUGAAAGGCAACCAAUACGAAUGGGACUCCAUUGGAAUUGUGCGUCUAAGCAGGGCAGCGAUAACUGUCUCAAAAAUCGGUGUGAUUUACAAAAAGGACCUGUAUGGCAAAGGCCUGGAUAAGAAGUCUUUAGAGUACAAAGAGUUAAAGUCGGAAUGCCACCAGAGGUCGGCUGAGAAGCUUCUGGAGCUGUGCUGUGCGAACAGGGGAGUGUAUAUUAAAGUGGGCCAGCACAUAGCGGCUCUGGAUUAUUUGCUGCCUAAGGAAUAUGUGCAGACGAUGAGGAUUCUGCACAGUCAAGCCCCCAGUACUGAUGUCAAAGACAUUUACCGAGUGAUCAGGGAAGACUUGAAGAAAGACCCCUUGGAAAUAUUCGAGUCCAUAGAGCCUGAACCUUUAGGAACAGCUUCUCUAGCUCAAGUGCACAAGGCAACGCUCAAAGAUGGCACGGUUUUAGCAGUGAAAGUCCAACAUCCUUACGUGCAAGGCAAUUCACGCAUCGACAUGAAAACCAUGGAAUAUUUGGUGAAACUGAUGAGCUGGGUAUUCCCGGAGUUUAAGUUCCAGUGGCUCGUGGACGAGUCCAAAAAGAACAUCCCGCAGGAGCUGAAUUUUGCGCAAGAGGGCCAAAACGCCGAGAAAAUCGCCAAAAUGUUCGAGAACAUUGAAUGGCUCAAAGUGCCGAAAGUUCGAUGGGACCUCACCACUCCUCGCGUGCUCACAAUGGAGUUUCUGGAAGGCGGGCAAGUGAAUGAUCUGAAAUACAUCGAAGCGCACAAAAUCGACCCAUAUGAAAUAUCCAGCAAAUUGGGCGCAUUAUAUUCGCAAAUGAUUUUCAUACACGGAUUUGUGCACAGCGAUCCACAUCCAGGCAACAUUUUGGUGAGAAGGAAUCCGAAAGGUCAAUGCGACAUUGUGUUGCUGGAUCAUGGAUUGUAUGCGACUUUAAAAGACGAAUUUCGGAUAAACUAUGCCAACUUGUGGAUGAGUAUUCUGGAUCGGGACCGCAAGGGAAUGCGGCAAUACAGCAAAAAUCUAGGAAUAGAAGGAGAUGUGUAUGGACUGUUCGCCUGUAUGGUGACCGGAAGGACUUGGGAUACUAUCAUGAAAGGAAUCGACAGGGAAAAUUUCUCGAAAGGAGAGAAGGACUUUGUACAACAGCACUUUACCGGGCUGCUGCCCCAGAUUUCAUCGGUUUUAGAGAACGUGAAUCGGCAAAUGCUGCUCAUUUUGAAAACCAACGACCUCAUGCGCGGUAUUGAGCACACUUUGCGGACAGGGGCUAGAAAGGGCGCGUUUAAAGUUAUGUCGCAGUGCUGCGUUCAUUCGAUUUACGACCAAAGAUACAAAAAGUGCCACACUCGAGUUGAAAAACUGAAAGUGUCGCUUGGGGAAAUGUGGGCGCUGUUUAAAAUUCGCCUCUACUACGCGUUUUUGAACUUGCGGCAUUUAACAGGAAUUUAAGUGGAGAUUGAUUUUUUUUAAGUAUUAACAAAACACCAAAUGUAUGGAAUCAUAAUUAUAUUUUGUA
Molecule: messenger RNA, 1716 nt
Organism: Dendroctonus ponderosae (mountain pine beetle)
Lineage: Eukaryota; Metazoa; Arthropoda; Insecta; Coleoptera; Curculionidae
Gene: Adck1
Product: aarF domain-containing kinase 1
Exons: 9
Coding region: 111-1649 (512 amino acids)
Biological process (GO): lipid homeostasis; mitochondrion organization; protein phosphorylation
Cellular component (GO): mitochondrial inner membrane
Molecular function (GO): ATP binding; protein kinase activity
Source: RefSeq, a predicted model, not a curated record